AUGGAAGUGACGGCAGCGGACGUCACUGCACCGACGUCUGACGCUGCUGAAACCAGCAUCACGUUACAUGGCACACCGUUAUCGGUAGAAGUGACACGUCUAUUACUUGAGGUGGACGAGGGCUGGGUGGGUUACCGUCAUGACAAGACUUGGAGCUGGCACGAAGAGACGUAUAAAGCUUUUGCAGCCAUUUGUUGUGACCGCAAGUGGCCGUGCAAUUCAAGAGCGGCUUGUAUUGCCACGCUAAAGGCAAUAAGAACAGGUUCGGUUAGUAUUAUGCUCAGUAAUGCAACACGUAGCUCUGAAGGAUACGCGCACUGGUCGUUGACUGAGAUGCAUGAGCUUGGCGCCCAGAUGCGACGCGCUGUGGAUGACGAGAGCCAAACAGUGCGUUGGGAAUCGCAGCUUGAGAUAUUUAUACAUAGUAUGACAGUAAAAGACGCAACAUAUAAUAUUCAUGACCGUACUGCUGAGGACUUUGCAGCCCGUGCGGAAAAAUUCAUUCCUGAGCGGACAUUGCUGCUGAUCGAGUCGGACGUGGCGUAUCGGUAUGAAACUACAGCGAGAAACACACUGAAUUCAAAUAGAGCGACACGUAGUAAUACGACCAUGGAGCCUAAACAACACACACUUCUGGUGGCUUCCAUGACUAUGACUCCAGAAUAUGAACAAUGGACGCGUCGGGCGACACAAGCGCAAGCAUUGGAGGACGCUGGUGGUAGUACCGAGGGAUCUGUUUUGUUGGGCGAAUGUAUAUGUACAAAGGAUGCAACGGCUGACUUGCUGUCUUUGCAAGGAGAAGGUGGCGGAACACCGACUGCUCCUAGCCAACAUUCUCUAGGUAGAUCACCGCUGUUUCUUCCUCUAGACACGACGGAUAAAAGAUGGUCUUCUUCAGAUUUAGGCCACAAACAAGCUACUGUUCACCAAGACUUAUCAUUAUCAAGACAAGCUCCUCCUCGCCAAGAGGCGGCACCUAUGCGCGAGUCUUCCUGCCAAACUGAAAGGUUCCAAACUUCUUCUCGUCGGUAUAGUGUGGACCAAAGUGGGUCAGUAAAUGGAAUACAAGACGGCGUUACAGCAAUGCAACACCCGACUAGGAAGUAUCGACGCGUCCAGCAAUCGAGCAUCAGCGACCAUUUGAUGGCCAAUGGUCGCACCAGCAGCAGUAAGACCAAUGCACCGCUCCUCUCUCGUAAUCUUAACCCGUACGAUCGGCCGGGCAAGCUGUGGGGUGAGUUUGUGGUGGACGUGCUACUUGCAGAAAAAACCGCAAGAAACAAAGAUGAGCUGGACUACGUGCAGUUUGUACGUGGUCUCUACGAGAUCUGA
Molecule: messenger RNA, 1332 nt
Organism: Peronospora belbahrii
Lineage: Eukaryota; Oomycota; Peronosporomycetes; Peronosporales; Peronosporaceae
Source: the annotation of a GenBank genome assembly